This is a messenger RNA of Gossypium arboreum, 1411 nucleotides long. Its product is annotated as senescence/dehydration-associated protein At4g35985, chloroplastic-like. Gene Ontology annotation, cellular component: plasma membrane. Bases 187 to 1311 code for a protein of 374 amino acids. The record is from RefSeq and is a predicted model, not a curated record. NCBI's taxonomy places the organism in Eukaryota, Viridiplantae, Streptophyta, Magnoliopsida, Malvales, Malvaceae. The transcript is spliced from 5 exons.
AUCAAACGAGUCUAUCUCUAUCCAUCAGGAAUUAGAAUAAAGUUACAAACAAAGAAUCAAUCACAGCCAAACUUCAACCUUUUUUAUUUAUUUAUUUUAUUUUAUUGUUCCUUUCACAUUCAUAUCCAAACUUGUUCCCUUGAAGAAAAACAUAGCAAACUUAGGUGCAAAAAUAAUAGAAAAGAUAUGGGGUGUUUCAGGGGAAAGAGUUCCAAAGCUUCCCAUGACCAUCCCAUGCAAUCCUCCUCAACUCAACCUGUAGUUGCAUACCCAGAAAACAAGAAUCUGAAAGUAGAGCCUCUUUUGCAGAUUCCAGGAUGCAGGGUUUAUCUGAUGGAGGAAGGAGAAGCCUUGGAACUGGGCAAGGGUGAGUUCACACUUGUGCGGGUAUUAGAAGAGAAUGUUCCUCUUGCUACCAUCGUUAAAGUUGGGGAAGAUGUUCAAUGGCCUUUGACAAAAGAUGAGCCGGUUGUGAAGCUUGAUUCCUUUCACUACCUCUUUUCCUUGCCCAUGAAAGAUGGGAAUCCUCUGAGUUAUGGAGUGACCUUUUCGGGACAGUAUGAUAGCAGGCUCAUGAGCUCCUUGGAUUCGUUUUUGAAGGAGCAUUCAUGCUUUUCUGGUGCAACUUCAACUGGGGAUAAACAUGUGGAUUGGAAGGAGUAUGCUCCCAGGAUCGAAUCUUAUAACAAUGUUUUGGCAAAGGCCAUUGCUGGAGGGACUGGUCAGAUUGUGAAGGGAAUCUUCAAAUGCAGCAAUGCUUAUACUAGCCAGGUUCAGAAAGGAGGAGAAACCAUUUUAAUGCAAGCUCCUACAGCAAGUAACAAUGGUUACCAACGCAGCAGGACCACAAGGAUGAGUAGUGGAGCUGUCAACAAAAGCCUAAAACGUGUGCGAAAGCUGUCCAAAAUGACUGAAAAGAUGAGCAAAGCAAUGCUGGGCAUAGUUGGUGCGGCUAGUGGAACAGUGAUGGCACCUUUGGUUAGCUCCAAACCUGGGAAAGCUUUCUUAUCCAUGGUUCCAGGAGAAGUUCUUUUAGCUUCACUUGAUGCUGUUAACAAGGUUCUAGAUGCAGCAGAGGUUGCUGAAAAGCAAGCUUUUUCUGCAACAUCAUCUGCAGCAACCAGAAUGAUGACUGAUAGGUUUGGUGAAAGAGCUGGGGAGGCGACAGAAGAUGUGCUAGCAACAGCAGGGCAUUGUGCUGGUGCUGCUUGGAAUAUAUUUAAGAUAAGGAAGGCGAUCACUCCCAGAUCCACUGCCACAUCAGGAGUAUUGAACAAUGCGGCCAAGUAUAGAAGCACCAAAUCUUAUUAGACUCUUGUAUUCAACUGAUUCAUUCCAUCAUCUGCAAACAAGCAAACAUGAUUUAAAAGCUUCUCUCUAUAUAUAAAUAUAUGUCUGCAAUUUUACUAAA